This is a messenger RNA of Penicillium daleae, 1305 nucleotides long. RefSeq names its product ankyrin repeat domain-containing protein. Gene Ontology annotation, molecular function: protein binding. NCBI's taxonomy places the organism in Eukaryota, Fungi, Ascomycota, Eurotiomycetes, Eurotiales, Aspergillaceae. The coding region runs from base 1 to 1305 and encodes 434 amino acids. The record is from RefSeq and is a predicted model, not a curated record. The transcript has a single exon.
AUGAGCGACCAACAUACUCAAUCGCCGCUCUUCCUACCUCCAGAGCUCAUAUUCCAUGUGGCCCGGUGUCUCACGACUGCCCGCGAUCUCAAUGCAUUUUCCCGAGUCAGUAGAGCUUAUCAUGCAACUCUGAACCGUAUGGUAUACGCCAAUGAUGCGAAGCAUGAAAGGCCUUAUGCACUCUGCUGGGCGGCCAUCCACAAUCAGACAGAAACCGCCAACAAUGCGCUCGAGGCAAAGACAGAUCCACAGGUCACAGCCGACCUGUCGCGGCUUAGAGGGGCCACUCCGAUUUUGCUAGCUGCAUAUCACGGUUCAACCGAUGUUCUGGCUCUUCUCCUUGCCCGAAACGACGUCAAUCCUAAUGCCCGCGACCGCAUGAACAUCUGUCCGGCCAUUACCUGGGCUGUGAAAAGGGACCAAGCUUCAACUCUGCGCCUCUUGCUGAAAGAUGAGCGUGUCGAUGCCAAUCUCCAAAACAAGUAUGGAGAGACGGCGCUGAUGACUGCCGUUGUUAAACAGUCUGACUUGAUACCCGUACUGCUAGGGUGUGCCAGAGUCAAUCCUCGAGUGGCAGACACGAAUGGCCGCACCCCACUUUCUCGGGCUGCGCAGCAGCAGAAUCCGGAUACUCCUUUGAUUCUUGCCGCUCACUUGCGCCUCAUUCUGGACGGAUACGACGACCAAGAGCAUUGUCAGCAGGUCUUUUAUUGCGCCGCCAUCUUCGGCCAACUCGACAUCACCAAGCAUAUGGUCUCAUACUAUGGCGAGAAGUUGAACCCCAAUGGAGACGCGAGGGGCAUUGCAGGCACUGACUACGCUGUGCUCACGGUGGCGGUUGAGCGAAACCUCCAAGACAUUGCCCAGUUUCUCUUGAAAUGGGACAAGACCGACCCUAACCAACACGACACCUGGCAGCAGAGGACUCCCCUAUUCCGUGCGGCAAGCCAAGGUCUCGAGAAAAUGGUCUCCAUCCUCAAAGAGCAUGACCAGGUCGAUUUGAAUCGGAGCAACAUACAUGGCAUGGCGCCAUUGAUGGUUGCUAUUGAAGGAGGUCGUCUUGAGAUUGUUGAGCGUCUUCUUUCGGGCUCACGUUGCCCAGAUGUCAAUCUCACGGAUGAUACUGGGGCCACGGCACUGUGCCUUGCGGCAAUGCGUGGGGAGCCGAAGAUUGUUAAGAGGCUACUCGAGGUUGAUGGUAUUGAUGCAGGUCUUGCGGACGCACAAGGCCUGACACCUAAGCAGAUCGCAAUGGGGCAGAAUAACUCUGAGGUAGUCAAGAUCUUGGAGGACUUUUCAGUCUAG